Rhipicephalus sanguineus (brown dog tick) is the source of this 1167-nucleotide messenger RNA. RefSeq names its product putative nuclease HARBI1. The transcript has 3 exons. NCBI's taxonomy places the organism in Eukaryota, Metazoa, Arthropoda, Arachnida, Ixodida, Ixodidae. The record is from RefSeq and is a predicted model, not a curated record. The coding region runs from base 1 to 1167 and encodes 388 amino acids.
AUGGCGGUUGCGCUCAUGCGACGCCGGCGACAACAACGCGAGCCCGACGAUGCGUUUGACAUGACAGAUGACGAAUUUCGGCGGCAUUUUCGACUCUCGAAGGAAACUGUGCGAUGGUUGUGUGGUCAACUGGCCGAGGAACUGGAAGGGGUGCGAGCGACGCGGCUCUCAGUGGAACAAAAGGUGUUGUGUGCGCUGCGCUUCUUUGCGACCGGGAGCUUCCAAGGUUCCGUUGGGAGUGAGACGACGAUUCACAUGGCGCAGUCGACUGUGAGCGAAUGCGUCAAACGCGUCGCUCAAGCUUUAGUGAAAGUGGGCGCGCGAAAUGGGUGGGUGCGCUUCCCGACGACGACCGAAGAAAAGGCGGCCGUGAAAGAAGGCUUCCUUCGGCUCGGCGCCAUUCCGGGAGUGAUCGGCUGCAUCGACGGCACCCUCAUCAGCAUCAAGGCGCCCAAGGGACCCCGCAAGGCUUCUUUCAUGUGCAGGAAGCACUUCUACGCCCUCAACGUUAUGAUCACCUGCGAUGCGGCGAUGCGGAUCCUGGCCAUCGACCCUAUGCGACCGGGGUCAGACCAUGACUCGUUCGUCUGGCAGACGACCUGGCUGCGCCGACGGUUCCUGGCGGGGCGCAUUGCAGAGCCAGGCGAGUAUCUGCUUGGUGACAGUGGCUACCCAUUGGAGCCGUGGCUCCUCAUCCCGGUCUCUGGCGAUCCUUCCGAGCACAGUGUCGAAGGCAGGUUCAACGCUGAGCACAUCACCAUGCGCUCCAUUGUGGAGCGGUGCAUUGGCAUGCUUAAAGCCCGCUUCCGGUGCUUGCAGCGUUACCUCACCCUCCACCACAAGCCAGAGCGUGCUGCUGACAUUAUUGCAGCAUGUGCUUCCUUUCACAAUCUAUGCUUAGGUGAGGGUGCCACUGAGCCGGUUGAUGAGUUUGAAGGCAUUGAAGACUUUUUCGGCAGCAGCAGCAGCAGCACCAGCAGCGAAGAUUCUAACGGGUCCCCCAUCCAACAGGGUUUGACCCGAAACAGGGCCACAAGAAGCUAUUAUUUAAGAGGGCGCGCAGUACGGGACGGUGUCAUUGCGCGCUUUGGCACCACCCGUGCGCAGCACUACGAGUACUUGAGGAGGGUGCGCCGGCGGUUGCGACGCCAACAGCAUCGUUGGUAG